UUCAAGGUACAUCUGACCGGGGCGACAAUACUUCAGCCAAACUGCUAUCCCAACAUUAUAGGAACAAACGAGCACACCCUAUAUUUGGGUGGACGGCCUUCUCACAACUUUAUCCCUGACCUGUUUGACUUCCUGUGUGACACUCUGACUGGUCAUGGACGUCUCCGACCCGCAGACACUCGGCUUCGUGGUCUUCGGAGGGUUCAUGUUCAUCUCUGCGGUGGGCAUCGCCCUCGUGUCCACGCUGUCCAUGAAGGAGACGUCGUAUGAGGAGGCGCUGGCCAAACAGCGCCGCGAGCUCGUCCGGACACGGCCGCAGAGAGCAGAGAAGAAGAAGAAGGACAAGACCUUGGAGAAGAAGAACAAAGCCAAGAAGAAGGAGGACCGGCCCGACAACAAGCUCUCAGAACCAGGCAGCGACGGUGGCGAGGAGCCGGAGGUGGCGGGUAGUCCCGAGCCAGAAUCUGAGCCAGAGCCUGCAGCUGAGCCUGAACCAGAACCAUCAGCUGAACCAGAACCAUCAGCUGAACCAGAACCAUCACCUGAACUGGAACCCACCACGGUCACCGCCGCCACCAUGGAGUCCCCUCCGGCGCCCUCGCCAAAGGAGAAGAAGAAGAAGUCGGCCAAGGUGGUGGAAACCGGUGCUAAGGAAGUUGUGGUCACGGCCUCGGCGGUGGACGUUCUCCUGGUGAACGCCAUCAUCGAAGUCACCAAAGAACCUUCUGCUGCUAAAACUGAAGAACCCAAAGAGACGGCGAGCAAGAAGAAGUCCAAGAACAAACCUGAGCCAGUGACCGACUCCUCCAUGAUGCUGCCGUAUGGCGAGCUCCUGGCUGCUGUGUCCAACGCGACGCUCAGCGACGACCAGACGCACAAACUCACGGAGGUCCUGAACCAGAAGGCCGGCGUUCGUCACGACUCCUGGCAGCUGGCCAAUCAGAGAGGAGACCCGUCCAGUCUGAAGAAACAGCUGGAGGAGAAGGACGGCGCCACCAACGCCAAGAACCGCCUCCGAGAGCUCGGCAAGGAACUCGGUGCAGAGAAAUCCAAGAUGGCGUCUUUGGAUGCCCGUCUGAAGGCGGAGCUUGGCGCUCAGGUUCAGAAGGUCGACGCCAUGCGGGCCACAAUGGAGACGGCCAACCAGGAACACCUGAGACAAACCCAGCAGCUCAACCAGAAGAUCGGGAGUCUACAGGAGCAGCUGGAGAACGGUUCCAACGCUCAGCUGGCCCGACUGCAGCAGGAGAACUCCAUCCUCCGGGACGCCCUGAACCAGGCCACCAGCCAGGCCGAGAGCAGACAGAAUGCAGAGCUGGCCCGUCUCAGGCAGGACUGUGUCCGUCUGGGUCGGGAGUUGACCGAGCGUACCGACGCUCUCCAGGCCGACGAGGAGCGCAGGAAGAACCUGGAGGCCAAGGUGGCCACCGCCGAGCAAGAGGUGUCCCGAUCCCAGCUGGUCCGUGACGACACUGAGCGCGCUCUGAAGCAGCGACUGGAGGACGUGCGGUCGGAGCUGAAAAUGUCGCAGCGGGAAGCUGCUGCCGUUAGCGACCUGAAGGGGGCCCUGGAGUCCAGAGACUCUGAACUACAGGAGCUCAAGAACCAGCUGGAGAACCAGACUGCUGUCCAGGAAUCAGGAAGUGAGACGGAGUCUGAUCAACCGUUUGAAAGUCUGGAGGAAGACUCUCAGCUGCUCCGUCUGGAGGAAGAACUUCAGCAGCUCAAAGAUGAACUUCAUCAAACUCACAUCGAGCUGAAGGACAAAACCACUUCAGAGCGUCAGAGCGAGCAGCGAGAGGCGGAGCUUAAAGCGGCACUGGAGACGGAGCUUCAGGCUUUACAGCGACGCUCCGAAGAAGAAGAAAACGUCUGGAAGACAAAACUGUCUGAAGCCGAGCGGCAAAAACAAACGGUCCUGGAUCAACUGAAUCUGCUGGAGGACGAAGUUCAGUCGAAGAGGACGGAGACAGAAGACACUCAGCAGGUCCGUCCUCUUGAGACUAAAGACGUCGAGUCUGUUGUGUCUCAGCUGAAGGAGCAGAUGAUGCUGCUGGAAGCUCAGCUGGAGAAACAGCUGGAGGAGGCGAGCGCCACCCAGAGCUGCAGUGAGGAGCUCGCUCAGGUGCGGUCUCAGAUGCAGCAGAUGUGCGUCCGGCUGCAGGCGGAACAGGAGCAGCGGCAGCAGCUGGACAGACAGCUGCAGCAGGCACAACAGGAAGUGAUGGAGAUGCAACAACAGGUGGAGGCUGAUCACAAAUCUGCUCCGCUCCAGGAGGAGGUGGAGGAGACGGUGGAAAGAAACCGGCCCCGGCUGGCACACAUCAGACACCCCGAGGAUUAUGGGAAACAGACGACUGAACUUCACUCCGUCCUGAAGCUGAAGUUUGAGGAAAUUUUCAAAUAG
Messenger RNA from Anarrhichthys ocellatus (wolf-eel), 2407 nucleotides. RefSeq names its product ribosome-binding protein 1-like. Gene Ontology annotation, biological process: protein transport. The coding region runs from base 155 to 2407 and encodes 750 amino acids. Gene Ontology annotation, cellular component: endoplasmic reticulum membrane. NCBI's taxonomy places the organism in Eukaryota, Metazoa, Chordata, Actinopteri, Perciformes, Anarhichadidae. The record is from RefSeq and is a predicted model, not a curated record. The transcript has 19 exons.